AUGCCCGAGCUAUCAAAGUACGAACUGGAACGUGAAGCAAAUAUCGCUCGAAACCGUGCGAUCCUAGAGCAGCUCGAACUCAAGCAGGCCGUCGACGAGCUCGGAUUCCCAGAAAAAUCCAAACCUCCUCCAAAAACUAAGGCAAAACCUAUUCAGCCAACUAAGAAGGCAAAGAAAGAGCAGAGUGAGGUGGAAGGACCUAGGAGACAAUCCGCUCGUCUGAGACAUAUUGUUGACCCCAACGAAAGUCCCGCAAAGAAGAGGAAGCGAGAGGCAUGUACAUCAUAUCAUCAGUAUAUCAAUAGUUCUGCGAGUUUUCUAACCCUUCUCAAGGCUGAGCUUGAAGAGCAACGCGCACAAGACGCAGAAGCGCGUUUGGAAGCAGAGGAACGGGCUCGGGCUGCUAAACGACCACGGCAUGAAGACCUUGAUUUACAAGUUCUUACCAAAGAUGAUCCGGAAGAAGCUUCCUCUCUUUCAGAUCAGCUCCAGGCUCUGUCACAGCAACGGAGACGUACUGCAGAUCCUGAAGCGUACGUGUAUGACGAUGACAAAAAGGAGCAAAGGGAGGUCGAAGAUCUUCGAAAAAAGCUUCAGAACCUGAAGGUCGUAUCCCGAGCGAAGGUCACGCAAGAUAGGAUAUACAGCGCUGCAUACCAUCCGGAAGUGACGAAGGAUCUUAUAUUCUUCGGAGACAAGCAUGGUCAGCUAGGUAUAUGGGAUGCACAGGCACUUCCUGUAGAGGUGGAUGAUGAUGACGAGGAAGGAAACUCGGACGACCGUGAAGGUGGAAAGUAUUGGCGUCUACAGGUUCACUGGCCCGCGACAUCCAAAUCAUCGAUAUCUUCCCUCAAGCUAGACCCAACAGAUUCUCAUACUAUUUACACGAGCUCGUACGAUUGCUCUGUUCGCACUUUGUCGUUCACCACCGGUGUUUCGCGGGAGGUUUUCAGGUCUGAUGAUGGUGUUCUUGUCUGUAGUGUCGAUCUUCCCGCAUCUGGAAACGAAAUGUGGAUAUCGGACACUGCGGGGGGUCUCACGCAUCUCGACCUUCGUCAACCUAAAUCCAAAGCACGUUGGUAUGGUAUCGCAGAACUGAAGCAGAAGGUCGGGUGCGUGAGCGUGAAUCCCACGAGGCCUCAUUUUCUUGCCACCGCUAGUCUGAGUCGGGUGAUGCAAGUAUGGGACGUCCGAAAGUUUCAGACCCUCGUUUCUAAAUCAACGCCUAUCGAAUUUGAUCAUGAGACGGUGCAUCAGUUCAUUGAUUCUCCGAAGGGGGCUGGGUGCCUCCGUGCAGAAUGGCGACACGAUAAAUCCGUAAGCUCAGCAUAUUGGGAUCCUCGUGGAAGAAGUAUUGUGAGCACGAGUUACGAUGACGCACUAAGAGUCUGGGAUUUCGAUUCUUCCGUCUUUGAAUCAAACGAUAAGUUCUCGUCUUCGCGCCCCGUUCACCGUAUUAAACAUGAUUGUCAAACCGGUCGGUGGCUGACAGUCCUCAAAGCUCAGUGGAAUCCCAAUCCUGACGUCUACCCACACUUUACGGUCGGAAACAUGCAGCAUUCUCUGGAUAUUUUCUCUAGCAAGGGUAGUUUGAUCGUCAAAUUAUCUGAUCGAACGAAGAUCACUGCUGUACAAGCUGUGACAUGUUCUCAUCCUAAAAUUGUUGAGAGGGCAGUCAGUGGAAACGCCAGCGGACGGUGUGUCUUGUGGGCACCAGAGGAGGUUGAUUAG
Molecule: messenger RNA, 1731 nt
Organism: Marasmius oreades (fairy-ring Marasmius)
Lineage: Eukaryota; Fungi; Basidiomycota; Agaricomycetes; Agaricales; Marasmiaceae
Exons: 11
Coding region: 1-1731 (576 amino acids)
Biological process (GO): regulation of DNA damage checkpoint
Cellular component (GO): nucleus
Molecular function (GO): DNA binding; protein binding
Source: RefSeq, a predicted model, not a curated record